This is a messenger RNA of Poeciliopsis prolifica (blackstripe livebearer), 2949 nucleotides long. Its product is annotated as F-box only protein 40-like. Gene Ontology annotation, molecular function: protein binding; zinc ion binding; ubiquitin protein ligase activity. The coding region runs from base 142 to 2202 and encodes 686 amino acids. The transcript is spliced from 9 exons. Lineage: Eukaryota; Metazoa; Chordata; Actinopteri; Cyprinodontiformes; Poeciliidae. The record is from RefSeq and is a predicted model, not a curated record. Gene Ontology annotation, cellular component: cytoplasm.
GCUCUAUUUAUAACAGCAACACACACACAAACACACAAUAAAACACACUUUUGCUCUUUAAAAGCUGGGCUGCCUGUUUUCUUCUCAGCUCAUUCAAUCUGCAGCUUCAUAUUCAGAAACCUGCAGACGCCACAUUUAAAGAUGAGUCAUCGUUCUCGCGGCUCCAGGGUCCGGCAGCAUCUCCACUGUGACUCCUGCUACAGCCGGCGCUGCAGGGCUCGGGUGGAGCCUUCUGCCAGCUGCGCUCUGGUUCCCUGCCGUCUGCUUUGCGGAGCGGUUUUCCACCUGUGCAAAGAGGAGGAUCACCUGCUGCUGUGCCCCAAUGUGAGGGUGCCGUGCCUCAACGCAGACUACGGCUGCCCGGUCCAGCUGCCCCGCUCCUCGCGGGCGGCUCACCUGCAGGUGUGUCCGGCCAGCGUGGUUUGCUGCUCCAUGGAGUGGCUGCGCUGGCCAGUGGAUGACACAAACCCAAAUAACUUCAACGCUAUGCAGGACAACAUGAUGAAGGAAAGAGAGACGCACGGAGAGGCUUUGGAUGUUGCUAUGGCUUUAGUUGACCAGUCAGACCUUUACGCCCGCCUCAAAAUGAAGCCUCUGUAUCCAGAGCUUAUGGAGCAAGAAGAAGUGGAGGACACAAAGGAGGAGAGCGGAGAGGAGGUCGCAGUGGGAGGUGUUCAAGACCAAAACCCUACUGAAGCUCUUCCUGCAAGCAGAAUGUCUGAAAAUCCUGCUGCAGAAGAAACUGCUCAGAGUGUUGCACAGCCUGCAGUGAUCAACAUGGAGAAGUACAAUCUGUUUGAGAUGAUGUUCAGCAUGGAGAGAGGCGCCUGCGCUGUCGCUCAGGAGAAUUUGGAAAAUCCAAAACAAAACCAAAAACUAGCAGACGACAGAAGAAGCCAGAAAACACCAGAACAGGGGCGGCAGGACACAACCGGUCCCAGCAGCUGCCCUCCACCUGACACCAGUAAGACGGGUCUGGCGCCGUGGCAGGACGGGGUUCUGGAGCGGCUGGGGCAGGAGCUCACCCCUCAGGAGUACACCAUGUACCUGGUGCAUAACGGUCGCAUGCUGCUGGCCUUCGGGCAGAUUGAGGCCUGCACUUCCAGGGAGAAAGACUUUGUCUACGGCAGUCUGGAGCCCAUCCCAGUCCAGACGCUGCACUCUUUCAAGGUGCCUGUAAGUUAUCGUCAUAAGAGGCGGGUUCAUCUCAACGAGACGGCUGCCCGGGUGCAGACUGAACAUCGAAGCGUGGACACAUCAGACCUGGGCGCCGGCGAGGAGAACUGGUUUGUAGACGAAGCUGAAGCAACUCUGCUGGGCUACGCUGAGAUGGCAGUCAUGGGUCACAAGAUCAGUGAGACAAAGGCAGCAGACGGGCUGUAUGUGGACUUUGGCACGCAGACGCACUCUUUCCGCUCAACACCCUUCAAGCAGAGGACGACCUUGGCGGACGUGAUGGCCGACCGGCCGCUGAAGCUUCUCCUGCAGCUUCAGGCGGAAACCGUAAACAGCAGGAACAACAGAGCCAGCUGCGCGUUCACGUUCCUGUGCGGUCACACCUUCCACCGCAGAGAGUUCGCCACACACUUCAGGAAUGUGCACAGUGACAUCCAGAUGUGUCUGAGUGAAUGGUUUGAACAGCAGUGCCCCCUGGCGUACCUGGGAUGCACCUACAGGCAGAGGAGGUUUCAUCCCUCCACACAUAAAGCCACCGUCACCUACAAUCAGCAGUUGAGAUGUUUCAACUUGCGUCCAGAUGUUCUUCCCUCUCUGGACGGCCAAGCUGGAGACGGGGAGGACCGGCUGAGCUCGCUGCCCUACGAGGUGCUGUGCCACAUGGCCGGCUUCCUGGACAGCCAGUCCCUGUCCCAGCUGGCCCUGGCGUCCCGCCUCAUGAGGCAGGUCUGCUCCUCCCUGCUGCAGGACAGAGGGAUGGUGACGCUCCGCUGGGAGAGGUCGAGCUCCUUACAUGGGAGAGCCAGGUGGACGUCCAAACCUGUGUGGGAGUUCAGUCAUCUGUUCUCUGCAGUGGAUUCAUGGAACAUGGCUGACAUACCUCCGAUUUCUGCUCAUCUCAAAGUCUGUCCUUUCUACCAGAAAACAGAGCAGAAGGAACGAGUUGCCCUCCCCUUCAUGACUGGAAAUCAGCAGAAGAGUCCGAAGGGUCAGAGUCUCCUCACUCACUUUACAGGACAAAGAUGACAACAGUGAAGAAGAACCUCUGCUUGUUGUGUUUAACUUAAACUGAUUUAUGUUCAAAUGUAGUAUUGCAUCUAAGAUAUGUUUUAGGUUUGGCAUGUGAGAAUCUCUGAACCCUUAUGCACAAGGCUGGAUUUCCAUCAAUUAAAUGAGACCUAUAGAUGUAGACAUUAUUAAUUUAGUGCUAUGUUUUCUAUGUUUUCUGUAAGUCAUGGUAGUUUUAGUGUUUUCUUUCUGUGGCAGAAUGUUCCACGUUGAGGAACUCAGUGAAUUGAGGAGUAGGAUUUCAGCUCUCACAACAAGAUGUUUUUGUCAGUUUAUUGAUCCAGAAUAUGUGGGAAUAGUUUCCACUUCCUGUUCCACAAAGAACAUGGAUGAGUGAGUUUAGUUUAGUUUAGAAGACGUUGGCAGAGUCCUGACCUCUACCCAAUAAAACCUUUAUGCGAUGAAAAAGAAUGGAAAUGUGAGUGAGGCCUGCUUGUCCAACAUCAGUGUCUGACCUCAUAAAUACAUCUCUGGAAAAAUGGUCAGAAACACUGUGGAAAAUCUUCCCAGAGGAGUUGAAGCUGUUGUAAUUUGAUAUUUUAUGUUCAGACAUGAGUGAUUUUUAUGGGUAUUUGUGCGUAGUAAAAAGCUAUAAUGUUUUGUUUGAAAUCUUAAAAAUAAAAAGACCUUUUCUUUAAAACUGUCCAACAUGUUUUCAAACCAAAAUCAGAUUCAUGUCUGCAUAAUAAAGCCCCUCCUCCUGGU